CGCUCGUGACGCUAGCUUGCGCUCGUCUUCAGUCGUGUUGGAAACAGAAAUGCGGACAGACGUCCUGAUCAGAAGACAGAAGAUCGAUUGCUAUCAACACUGAUUAACCGACAGAGAUCAAUGAUGGCGAGCGAGUCCGUGAGUGUGCUCUUCAAGAUCUACUGCCUGGCUGUCAUGACCCUGAUCGCUGCCGCAUACACGGUGGCUCUCAGAUACACCAGGACCGUGUCCUCGAGCCUGUACUUCUCCACCACCGCCGUGUGCCUGACGGAGCUCAUCAAGCUGCUGCUGAGCCUGGGGAUGCUGCUCAGGGAGACGGGAGACUUGGGCCGGUUCAGAAGCGCAGUGGUCAGCCACAUUUUCAAGAGUCCCAAGGAGCUGCUGAAGCUGAGCGUGCCGUCGGUCGUCUACGCCAUCCAGAACAACAUGGCCUUCGUGGCCUUAAGCAACCUGGAUGCCGCUGUCUACCAGGUGACGUAUCAGCUGAAGAUCCCCUGUACAGCCCUGUGUACAGUGCUGAUGCUCGGCCGCUCUCUGAGCCGGCUGCAGUGGUUUUCAGUCUUCAUGCUGUGUGGAGGAGUCACACUGGUGCAGUGGAUGCCGCCGCAGUCCACCAGAGUCCAGGUGGAGCAGAACCCGUUCCUGGGCUUCAUGGCGAUCGCCGUGGCGGUGCUCUGCUCUGGGUUUGCAGGUGUGUACUUCGAGAAGGUCCUGAAGAGUUCAGACACGUCUCUGUGGGUGCGAAACAUCCAGAUGUACCUGUCAGGAAUCGUGGUGACCCUCAUAGGUGUCUUCAUGACAGACGGUGCUCAAGUCUUGGAGAAAGGCUUCUUCUAUGGAUACACGCCAUGGGUCUGCUUAGUCAUCUUUUUGGCCAGCGUGGGAGGAAUGUACACGUCUGUGGUGGUGAAAUACACCGAUAACAUCAUGAAGGGCUUCUCUGCGGCCGCUGCCAUCGUCCUGUCCACCGUGGCGUCCGUCGUUCUCUUCGGCCUGCAGAUCACGGCGACGUUCCUCGGCGGAGCUCUGCUGGUGUGUGUGUCCAUCUACCUGUACGGACUGCCCAAACAAGACACCAGCAGAGUGCAGAAGCCCAGCACAGACGGAGAGGACACGCAGAAACUCAUCACAGUCUGAUGCGACGCAUCUGCUGCUGGACAUGAACGGACUACACUACAGCAGGAGCGAGGAUAGGUGUUUGGAGUGAAGGAGGGUGGCAGUGGGCUGUGGGAAGGACUGGAACACUUUGGUUUUAUGUUGUUUUUCUCUCUGUAUAAUUUCAUUUAUAGGUCUUGAUGCAGAUAUACUGAUGCCACAACACUACACUGAAUGUACUAGGGCUGUCAAAAAAA
Sinocyclocheilus grahami is the source of this 1352-nucleotide messenger RNA. RefSeq names its product solute carrier family 35 member A1 (gene slc35a1). Gene Ontology annotation, molecular function: pyrimidine nucleotide-sugar transmembrane transporter activity. Lineage: Eukaryota; Metazoa; Chordata; Actinopteri; Cypriniformes; Cyprinidae. The transcript has 8 exons. Gene Ontology annotation, cellular component: Golgi membrane. The coding region runs from base 121 to 1137 and encodes 338 amino acids. The record is from RefSeq and is a predicted model, not a curated record. Gene Ontology annotation, biological process: pyrimidine nucleotide-sugar transmembrane transport.